Anopheles maculipalpis is the source of this 1903-nucleotide messenger RNA. Its product is annotated as pH-sensitive chloride channel 2. The coding region runs from base 6 to 1889 and encodes 627 amino acids. Gene Ontology annotation, biological process: chloride transmembrane transport; nervous system process; chemical synaptic transmission. Gene Ontology annotation, molecular function: neurotransmitter receptor activity; chloride channel activity; extracellular ligand-gated monoatomic ion channel activity. The transcript is spliced from 7 exons. Lineage: Eukaryota; Metazoa; Arthropoda; Insecta; Diptera; Culicidae. The record is from RefSeq and is a predicted model, not a curated record. Gene Ontology annotation, cellular component: synapse; neuron projection; membrane.
CAAAGAUGCAUUCUCCGGGCCGGGCAUCCACGGUGUACGUGUUUCUGGUGUGCCUGUACGCUUUUGUAACGGCCGUGAUAGCGCAAAACAGUGUGGCUGUGGUUGCUGAUGAUGGGCUGACGGUACCCAUCAUCGUCAGUAUGACGCCACCGGCGCCACCCUCACGGGCACCAUUGCUCAAUGAAACGGAAUUGGUCGAUCUGAACCAGCCGAGAAGCAGCACGGUACCGUACGCUGCCACAAAACCCUCGUCCGAAGCACCGGUAUCGUUCGUUCCUGUGGACAGUAGCCUCAGUUCCAGCAGCAGCACCACCGCGGCAGCUGUACCAUCGCAGGGGACGUCCACAACCGAAGGUACAAUGUCGCCGGAGGAGAUCCAGAAACUGCUACUGCCACCGGCCACAGUGGAGGCGGACAUCUUGCACGUUAACGCGACGGAUGAUCACCGGCCGGAUGCUAAAUCUAGCGGCAAAGAUACCGACUGUCCCACACUGGAAGGAGCAGAUCACCUAUCACAGACGCAACUUCUUACCCGACUAACUCACGUCUGUCGCUACGAUCGGUUGGAGCGUCCUAAGCGAGAAUCGGUCAACGGUACAAAUGGUCCGGUAAAGGUAUACGCGCGGGCCUACAUUUACUUCAUGCAAAACUUAGAAGCUCACGAUUUGCAAUUUAAAAUUCACGCCCUGCUACAGUUCCGGUACGUCGAUCCACGAUUAGUAUUCAGGGAAGUGGCCCCGAACCGAACGAAACCCAUCAUGGGCGAACAGUCGUUGCGUGAUUUGCUCUGGGUGCCGCACGUCUUUCUAGCGAACGAGCGCAGCUCCGACAUACUGGGCACGGCCGAAAAGGAUAUUCUUACCUCGAUCUCACCCGACGGUACAGUGAUCGUGUCGACGCGUAUCAGUGCCACACUGUACUGCUGGAUGAACCUGCAAAAGUUCCCGUUCGAUGAGCAACACUGCUCGACGGUGCUCGAAAGUUGGAUGUACAAUGAGGACGAUUUGGUGCUGCUUUGGGAACAUAAGUCCCCUGUAACACUUGCACCAGAGCUGCAUCUCACCGAGUAUGUGCUGCUGGAGAUGUUUACCAACGAAACGGUUAUUAAUGCAGACCUUAGCGAUCUGCGCCACGGUGCUUUUGCUGGUAACUACAGCUCGCUCAGCUUCACCGUCCAUUUGGCCCGCGAAAUGGGCUUCUACAUGAUGGACUACUUUAUCCCAUCGAUCAUGUUGGUCGCGAUCUCGUGGGUAACGUUCUGGCUGCAGGCUGAUCAGUCGGCACCACGCAUUACGCUCGGUACCAGCACUAUGCUGACGUUCAUCACACUCGCCUCAGCACAGGGCAAAACGCUCCCGAAGGUCAGCUACAUCAAGGCAUCCGAGAUCUGGUUCCUGGGGUGCACCGGGUUCAUCUUCGGCAGCUUGGUAGAGUUUGCGUUCGUCAACACGAUCUGGCGCCGGAAGCGUAACGUGGAGGUGAAGAAGGUUAACAGCAAGCACGUGCUGAAGCAAGCAAUUACCCCACGCCCAGCCCGCAAGGACAUGAGCGGACUGCACAAAUCCCAUUCCUGCACAUCGUUGGCCGAUUCGGCCACUACCGUGUCGGCCAAUUCCUUCAACAACUAUCUUACCGUGCAUUCCAUCCCUCAGAAGAGUCCGAGCAGUGCCACGCUGCCCAUCAUUUCGACGACAGACGUCGACCGAACACCGACUGAAACCGUAACGAUACAGAUCGACGGCCAAGCAAGCAACGUCAAUGGAAAUGGUUGGACCACAAUGACACCACAAGAAGUUGCCAUCUGGAUCGACAAACGUUCGCGCUUCGUCUUCCCGAUCGCGUUUGUGAUCUUUAACAUUUUCUACUGGACGUUCGUGUACUACGUUUAGGUUCCGGGAAUGGA